Glycine soja is the source of this 1436-nucleotide messenger RNA. Its product is annotated as 30S ribosomal protein S1-like. Gene Ontology annotation, molecular function: nucleic acid binding. The coding region runs from base 438 to 1229 and encodes 263 amino acids. The transcript is spliced from 10 exons. NCBI's taxonomy places the organism in Eukaryota, Viridiplantae, Streptophyta, Magnoliopsida, Fabales, Fabaceae. The record is from RefSeq and is a predicted model, not a curated record.
AUGACCAAUCUAAUCCGAACGAAUGCUGUGGAGGAAGCGACCUUAACUUAGUUGAGUUGAAGUUGAAAGAUAACAAACAACAAACAAGAAUGCCCAUCUUCUCUGCAACGUUGGGCUCCUUCACUUCCAUCUCCUCCUCCUUCCUCUCACAGUCACACCUUUCUCCUUUCGUGAAGACACCUUGCCAAUGGCAGCAUCACUAUCACACUGCUAAAGUCUUGGUCUCUGCCUCUGGCAAUACCCAAAUUGACCAAAAUCCCGACUCUGGACUUCUUCAACGCCCUACUCCUCCAGACCCACUCGAUGACGCUCGUCAGGCUCGGUAGAGAUCGUCAGAUUGGAAGGCUGCAAAGACAUAUCAAGAUAGUAAAGUCAUUUAUAAUGGUAGGGUUGAAGGUUUUAAUUCUGGAGGCCUGCUGGUUCGGUUUUAUUCUGUUAUGGGCUUUCUCCCAUUCCCACAAUUGAGUCCAGUGCAUGCUUCUAAAGAACCAGAGAAAUCUAUCCAAGAAAUUGCACAAGGCUUAAUUGGUUCAAUCAUGUCGGUGAAGGUAAUUCUAGCAGAUGAGGAUAACAAGAAAUUGAUCUUCUCUGAAAAGGAAGCUGCCUGGUCCAAAUAUUCAAAACAGGUCAAUGUAGGGGACAUUUUUGAAGUAAGAGUUGGUUAUGUUGAGGACUAUGGUGCUUUUGUUCAUUUGCGCUUCCCUGACGGUCUUUAUCACCUUACUGGACUAAUACACGUCUCAGAAGUGUCAUGGGAUCUAAUUCAGGAUGUCAGAGAUAUCUUAAAAGUAGGUGAUGAAGUGAGGGCCAAAGUUGUUGGUAUUGAUUGGGGAAAAUCAAGGAUUAACCUAUCAAUUAGACAGCUAGAAGAAGAUCCACUCUUAGAAACUCUGGACAAAGUAAUACCUCAGGAUGGUUCAGCUGAUCCUGAUUCUAUGAGUGGUGGUGAUAGCGGUAGCAUUGAGCCUCUUCCAGGGCUUGAAACAAUCCUUGAAGAGCUACUACAGGAAGAUGGAAUAUAUGACGUAAGAAUCAGCCGUCAAGGGUUUGAAAAAAGAGUGGUCUCGCAAGACUUGCAGCUUUGGCUUUCUAAUGCACCUCCCACGAACCAAAGGUUUACUCUACUUGCCCGGGCUGGAAGACAGGUGCAGGAGAUACAUCUCACUACAUCCCUUGAUCAGGAAGGUAUCAGGAGGGCAUUACAACGAGUAUUGGAGCGUGUCCCCUGAAUUUCAUUCACUCAGACCUUUCUUCCGAUAAUCACUGCGAUCGAUUUUGUACAGUUACAUGCAUGCCAUUAUAUAUAUAUGGAGUGUAUUUAUUAUAUAUCCGAUCUUCUUAUUCCUCAAAUGUUCAAGAUUAAAAAAAGUUCUUAGUUGUAAAAUCAUGCACAUUACUCGAGUUAUUCAUUCAGAAUUGCCAACACAUUUGUGCUA